Calidris pugnax (ruff) is the source of this 1517-nucleotide messenger RNA. RefSeq names its product proteinase-activated receptor 2-like. The transcript has 3 exons. Gene Ontology annotation, biological process: blood coagulation; positive regulation of Rho protein signal transduction; phospholipase C-activating G protein-coupled receptor signaling pathway. Bases 93 to 1217 code for a protein of 374 amino acids. The record is from RefSeq and is a predicted model, not a curated record. Gene Ontology annotation, cellular component: membrane. Gene Ontology annotation, molecular function: thrombin-activated receptor activity. Lineage: Eukaryota; Metazoa; Chordata; Aves; Charadriiformes; Scolopacidae.
GGUGCCAGUCCUGUCGGGGUGACACACGGUGGGGCCAGCCCUCUUUGUGACAUUUGUGUGGACCCAGCUUGUGCAGAGGCCAUCACCCAGAGAUGUCCCAGCUGGUGCCUUCACCCAGAUCCGCUGCUGCCUGCGUCAUCCUCCUCCUUGGCUGUGCUUGGCUUGGCUCAGCCACCCAAUUGUCCCCAACGCGUGGCAAAGGACGAGCCUUGAUCCCCCUCACUCCCCAAGAAGAAGCCAAGUGUCCCAGUGUCUCUGUGGAAGCUUUUCUCAACAGCACCCUCACCACCCACCUCCUCCCUGCCCUCUACUCUGUGGUCCUGCUCGUGGGGCUGCCGACUAAUGCUCUAGCCUGCUGGGUCUUGGUGGCCAACUUCAGGAGAUGUUCCAGCACCCUUUUCCUGCUCAACCUGGCCAGUGCUGACCUGCUCUUCGUCCUCCUGCUGCCCUUCAAGAUCUCCUACCACCUCUUGGGCAAUGACUGGGUCUUUGGGGACUACCUGUGCCGCACCAUGAUGGCCUUCUUCUAUGGGAACAUGUACAGCUCCAUCCUCUUCCUCACCUGUAUCGGCCUGGAGCGUUACAUCUCUGUGGUGCACCCAUUCCUGUGGAAGGGCUCCAGUUGGAUGCGGGGCAAGGUGUGUGUCUGUGUGGGCAUCUGGCUGGUGGUAGGGCUGGGCAUGAUCCCGCUGCUUUUCCGCACCCAGAUAAGACAAAUCUCGAGCCUGAACAUCACAACUUGCCAUGAUGUCCUAGAAAAGGAUGAGCACAUGUUCUUCGCCUACUAUUUCCUCUCCGUCGUGGGAGUGGGCUUUGGCUUGCCCUUUGUGCUCAUGACCAUCUCCUACAGCUGCAUCCUGGUACGGCUGCUGGCCAAGGGGAGACAGCAUAGGCAGCUGGUGUGUGUCCUGGCUCUGGUCCUCCUGGUCUUCAUCCUCUGCUUCACUCCCAGCAACGUGCUGCUCUUCAUCCACUACAUGCUGGAGGCCAAAGGGUGCCAUAACGGCACCUACAAGUGGUACACCAUGGCCCUGGUGCUCAGCGCCUUCAACAACUGCUUUGAUCCCUUUGUCUACUUCUACGUUUCCAAGGAUUUUCGGGGCUGGGUCCGGGAUGCCAUCAGCUGCUGCUCAGGGAGGCUCAAGACCUCAUCAGGGAGGCCCUCAGAGAAGACAGUCUUGCCCCUGAGGUCCAGCGAGCAGAGCCAGCAGGGCUAAGGGGUGCUGGACUGUGUCCCCCUGCCCUGGGGAGGGGGGGGACAGCUUGGUACCCAGCUCAAAUGGCUGCACUUUCCCAGGCUGGUGGCAGAUUUAGGCAGAAAAUCCUGCCCUGGAUGGGAGAUUCACUAGGGUUUUGCCCCAGUUUUGCAGUUCCUCUGACACGGCUGGUGCUGUCCCUGUCCCAUACGUCCACCAGCUGGGUGCCUGGCCCUGGUACCCCAGUCUCCCCUCCUGCCAGACCCUCUUAUCCCUCCCCAGUCCUCCUGCAGUGACCAAACCCUCCAGAGAGAUCGGAAG